CCGGCGGAGAGCAGCCGCGCCUCGCCUCGCCUCGCCUCGCCUGCCUACCUGCGCGGCAGGGCGGCUCCCCGCCGGCUGCCUUAAGCGCCCCGCCCCGCCUCUGCGCCUCCCUCCCUGCCUGCCUCUCUUGCUCCUGCUCCGCCGGGCGGCCGCUUCUCUUCCUCGGCGGCGGCGGCGGCGGAUGGACUUCGACGGGCGGCUGCUGCGACAGGUGGGCGGCUUCGGGCGGCGCGCCCGGCUCCUGGCCGCCGCCUCCUGGCUGCCCACCGUCCCGCUGGCUCUGGGCUUGGCCGCGGGGCUCCUGCUGGCCGCCACCCCGCCGCACCGCUGCCGCCCGGACCCCGCGCUGCUCCCGCCCGCCCCGCGCAACGUCUCGGCGGCGCCCCGCGGGAGCAGCUGCCUCCUCUACCGGCACCCCUCGCCGGCAGGCGCCCUCGAGCCCAACAGCACCGUCUCUUGCACCCGCGGCUGGGAGUACGACUUGCCCGAAGCCGGGCUCCGCUCCACCGUCGUCACGCAGUGGGACCUGGUGUGCUCUCGUCGCUGGCUGGUGCCCCUGGAACAAACCACUUUCCUCCUGGGAUGGCUCAUCGGCUACCUGAGCUUUGGUUCAGCUUGCGACAGGUUUGGCCGGCGGGCCACAUGCCUCUUCUCGCUGGUGCUGUCCAUCCCGCUGGGCCUUGUGGUGAUGCUCUCUGUGGAUUACAUCAUGUUUGCCCUCACGCGGCUGCUCUUUGGAGCUGUGCUGGCUGGCUCUGCUCUCUCCCUCUACGUGGCAAGGCUGGAGUUGUGUGACCCGCCCCACCGCCUGGCGGUCACGAUGGGUGCUGGAUUCUGCUGGGUGGCCGGCGAGCUUCUCUUGCCAGGGCUGGCGGUGGCCUGCAAAGAGUGGCGGAUCCUCCAGGGGGCGAUAGCGCUGCUGCUCGCGCUGCUGGCUGCCGGCUGGUGGUGUCCUUCCCUCUUCCUGGAGUCGGCCCGCUGGCUCCUGGCCACGCAUCAGCUGGAGAAGGGCAAGGAGGUGCUGCGACUGCUAGCCGAGGGCAACGGGGCCUUUCUGGAGGAGGACUUCUACACCCAGGAGCACCUGCUCGGAGAACUGGAGAGACUGUCAGGAGGGCCCCCCCUGCCCCACUACCACAGCAUCUGCAAGCUCUUCAGCACCCGCGUCAUCUGGAAGAACAGCCUGAUUCUUGGCUUCACGGCGUUCAUCGGGAGUGGCAUCCGCCACUGCUUCACCCGCAACCUGGCCCCCUACGCCCCCCGCUUCUACUUCCCCUACUUCCUGCUGGCGGUGAGCGAGGCUGUGGCCCUCCUCUUCCUGUGCCUGACGGUGGACCACUUUGGACGGCGGGCUGUCCUGCUGCUCAGCACCAUCCUGAUGGGCCUCUCCUCGCUGCUGCUGCUGGCCCUGACCCAAUACCUGGUGGCCUGGCUGGUCCUGGCGCUCUCCGUCUUGGGGAUUCUGGCAUCGCAAGCGGUGGCCGCCCUCAGCAUCUUGUUUGCCGGAGAGGUGCUGCCGACUGUCGUCAGGGGCGCUGGGCUGGGCCUCAUCCUGGCCGCCAGCACGGUGGGGCAGGCCGCAGCCCCCCUCACGGGCCUCCGCGACAGCCACGGCUUCUUCCUGAACCACGUGGUCUUUGCCUCCUUCGCCAUCCUGUCGGUGCUGAGCAUCAUGCUCCUCCCCGAGAGCAGCAACCGGCCCCUGCCGGACUCCCUGCGUGAGGGCGAGAACCAGCACCGCCCUCCGCUCUUCCGCUCCACCCGCCGCCGCCGCCGCCACUGCAAGGACCACUUGCCGCUGCUCUCUUCCCCCUCGCAGGCCGGCCCCUAUGACCCCGACAGCUACGCCCGCCUGGUCACGGCCACCAAGAAGAUGCUGGGUGCCCACCCUGGAGCGGCCUCUCGAAGGGGGGCGCCGAUGCUCCCGGACCCCCUGCAGCCUGGCAGCGCUCAGAAGGAGGCCUAGGGGGCAGAGACCACCGGCCCACGGACUGCGUGGUGCUGCUGGGAGUCGUGGAUGGGAGUGGACAGGGCUGGGGCCGGGGUGCUGGGACCCCCACAAGUUCCCUGCAUCCAGUUCCCAGCAGCUGGAGCCAGAAGGCGGCUGCUUCCGGCCUGGAACGCGUUGGUGAUCCCCUCACGUGUCCGUCCCCCCUCCCCGGCUGGGCACCUCUGCAGAAGCGUCCCUGGACCCACCUCUCUCUGCCUGAGCUUCUCUCCCAGGAGGGGGCUUGGCAGGGAACUGCCCCCCCUCCCCGCUGCCUCCUGCGCAGGGCCCCCGUCUAGCGUCUAAUAAAUGGCCGGCCGCCUCCCGCGCUCCA
Molecule: messenger RNA, 2321 nt
Organism: Hemicordylus capensis (graceful crag lizard)
Lineage: Eukaryota; Metazoa; Chordata; Lepidosauria; Squamata; Cordylidae
Gene: SLC22A31
Product: solute carrier family 22 member 31
Exons: 9
Coding region: 182-1966 (594 amino acids)
Biological process (GO): transmembrane transport
Cellular component (GO): membrane
Molecular function (GO): transmembrane transporter activity
Source: RefSeq, a predicted model, not a curated record